This is a messenger RNA of Lycium ferocissimum, 2001 nucleotides long. RefSeq lists its product as uncharacterized. The record is from RefSeq and is a predicted model, not a curated record. The transcript is spliced from 3 exons. The coding region runs from base 1 to 2001 and encodes 666 amino acids. Lineage: Eukaryota; Viridiplantae; Streptophyta; Magnoliopsida; Solanales; Solanaceae.
AUGUCGGAUUCACAUUCUGUCAACUUCCAAGUGGAACCGAGCCAUCACGAGCAUGACGGCGGUGAUGCACCGGACCAUGACGCUCCCCCCGUUAAUCCAGCUCAAGUCGGUUCAUCGGUGGGAAAUAUGCCGGUCGGUGAGGAUAACGGAGCCGUGCUGCAGCAGCUCCAGAACCAGUUGGAUAUGGCCAUGGCUCAGUUGCAGGCACCCGAUGUUACACCAGCGGAACCAACCCAAGAUGAGGAAGAAAGGCAGGUCCUGCAGGGUAACGAUGGACUCCUCGGGCAGAAUAUCGAAUUGAAAAGAAUGCUCAUGGAAUUGACCAAACGAGUCGAAUCCGGUGAAAAGAAGAUAGAGGCGAACGAUAAGAAGGUGGAGAAUUAUAAUUCGAGGGUUGAUCAAAUACCGGGGGCUCCGCCGGUGCUGAAGGGGCAGGAUUCGAAAAAAUUUGUUCAAAUGCCGUUCCCGUCGAGCGUGGCGCCAAUGAAAAUCCCCAAAAGGUUUCGCAUGCCCGAUAUCCCGAAGUACAGCGGGACAACGGACCCGAACGAGCAUGUAACUGCAUAUACAUGCGCUAUCAAGGGCAACGAUCUCGCCGACGAUGAACGGGAAUCAGUGCUACUUAAGAAAUUCGGAGAAACCCUGUCGAAGGGAGCUAUGCUUUGGUAUCAUAACUUGCCCGAGCAUUCGAUUGAUUCGUUUGCCAUGCUUGCUGAUGCUUUCGUUAAGGCCCAUGCUGGGGCUAUCAAAGUUGAAACCCGAAAGUCAGAUCUAUUCAACGUCAAGCAACGAGACGACGAGACCCUCCGCGAGUUCGUGGCUCGAUUUCAAAUGGAGCGCAUGGACUUGCCACCAGUUACGGACGAUUGGGCCGUUCAGGCUUUCACCCAAGGGCUCAAUUCAAGGAGCUCAAUCACCUCGAUGGAACUGAAACAAAACUUGAUAGAGUACCCGGCAAUCGCCUGGGCUGAUGUGCAUAACAGAUAUCAGUCGAAAAUAAGAGUCGAAGACGAUAAGAUUUUGAGGGCCGCUUCGGUGUCGUGGCACUCAGGUAAAGGAAUCGAUCAUUCGAAGAGGGUAGUGGAUCGAGAUUCCAGAUCAUCCUAUGACCGCAACUUUAGCUGCGGUCGUGAGCCGGAACAAAGAAACGAGGCAUCCGAGGCCCAUCCAAUCCCCGGUCCGAAGCGGGACAAAAGCCUUAUUUGCAGGUAUCAUCAUACUCACGGUCACCGGACCGAAGAUUGUCGGCAGCUAAGGGAGGAGGUGGCCCGUCUGUUCAAUUUGGGGCAUCUUCGAGAAUUCUUGAGUGAGCGAGCAAAAACCCAUUUUAAAAACCUGGAUUCCAACAAGCCGGAUAGACCGGAAGAGCCUCACCAGGUGAUACACAUGAUCAUGGGAGGAACCGACAUGCCCGUGGGGCCAGUGAUGAAGUGCACAAAGAUCUCCAUAACGAGGGAAAAGCGUGUCCGAGGCGAUGACCCCGAGGGUGCCAUCAAGUUCGACGACGAAGACAUGGAAGGCAUUGCACAACCACAUAAUGACGCACUGGUAAUCUCUAUCCUUGUCAAUAAUGUUAGGAUUAAACGUGUGCUGAUUGACCCAAGUAGCUCGGCUAAUAUCAUCCGAUGGAGAGUCGUCGAACAGCUGGGGCUGCUAGAUCAGAUCGUGCCUGCCAUCCGAGUCCUCAAUGGAUUCAACAUGGCAUGCGAAACGACCAAAGACGAGAUCACUCUACCAAUCAGCAUGGCAGGGGUUGUGCAACAUACGAAGUUUUAUGUGACAGAAGGUGAUAUGGGAUAUAAUGCACUGCUGGGCAGACCGUGGAUUCAUCUCGUAAGGGCGGUCCCUUCGACUAUGCAUCAGAUGUUGAAAUUCCCGACCCCAGAAGGUAUCAAAACCGUCCGUGGUGAACAGCGAGCUGCGAAAGAAAUGUUCGCGGUCGAAGAAUCUACUAAGACCGCAAAAGCUCCAGAUCGGACUGAAGGGAAGAAUGUCAAAUAG